This is a messenger RNA of Cokeromyces recurvatus, 2433 nucleotides long. Its product is annotated as Hsp90 protein-domain-containing protein. The transcript is spliced from 2 exons. NCBI's taxonomy places the organism in Eukaryota, Fungi, Mucoromycota, Mucoromycetes, Mucorales, Mucoraceae. Gene Ontology annotation, biological process: protein folding. Bases 57 to 2381 code for a protein of 774 amino acids. The record is from RefSeq and is a predicted model, not a curated record. Gene Ontology annotation, molecular function: ATP hydrolysis activity; ATP binding; ATP-dependent protein folding chaperone.
AAUCCUUUUAUCCUUCUUUCUUUCUUUCUUUUCAAAGAAGUAAAAAAAAACCAACAAUGAAGCUUAGAAGCUUAUGGAUAAUAAAUGUUAUCCUACUUUUUUCUAUAAUUUCAUUUGUCUUUGCAAAUGAAGAACAACAAACUCCUAUAAAAGCUGUAAAAGUAGAAAAUGAAGAUGAGUUAGGAACAACAUCCUUUGAAGAAUCCAUUGUUCAACUUGAAGAGUUAGAGACAACUGAAAAAGAAAAGUUUACUUUUCAGACUGAAGUGUCACGUUUAAUGCAUUUAAUAAUUAAUUCACUCUACAAAACUCGUGAAAUCUUUUUACGUGAAUUAAUUUCAAACGCUGCAGAUGCCUUGGAUAAGAUACGUUUCUUGUCUUUGACAGAUCCUGAAGCCAUUGCUGCCAAACCUAUCCUGGAUAUCCGAAUUUCUGCUGACCCUAAAACAAAAACAUUGACAAUUACAGAUACUGGCAUUGGUAUGACUCGUCAACAGCUCAAGAAUAAUUUAGGUACAAUUGCUAAAUCAGGUACAUCUGAAUUCUUGGCUCAAAUGGAGAACAAUAAAGAUGCUAUUACGCAGAUUGGUCAAUUUGGUGUAGGCUUUUAUUCCGUCUUUCUUGUAGCUGAUAAAGUCACUGUGGCAUCCAAAUCAAAUGACGAUCCUGAUCAGUAUGUAUGGAUGAGCACAGCAGUGAACGAUUUCACGAUUGCUAAAGAUCCUCGAGGUAAUACACUUCAACGAGGUACACAAAUCACACUUUAUUUGAAGCCAGAUGCUUAUGAGUUCUUGGAGACAAAGAAGUUGAAAGAAUUAAUCCAAAGGUAUUCCCAGUUUAUCACAUUCCCUAUUCAGGUCUUGACCGCAAAGGAAAAGGAAAUCCCUGUUGAAGAAAUCAACCAUGAUGAUGAUGAUUUGAUUGAAGAGAGUAUGUCAGAUGAAAAACCUAUUACAGAAAAACGUACUGUUUAUGAAUGGGAACUUGUCAACGUACAAAAACCUAUUUGGAUGCGAGAUUCCAAGAACAUAACUGAUGAAGAACAUAAAGAAUUUUACAAGUCAUUGACUCGUGACUAUGCAGAUCCAUUAGCUUGGACUAUGUAUAAAGGUGAAGGCGAGUUUGAAUUCCGUUCUUUACUCUAUAUCCCAUCUACUGUAAAUGAACUCUUUUAUCAAAAUAUCAAAAACCAAGAAUCCAACCAUCCUAUUAAAUUAUUUGUGAAGCGUGUCUUCAUUAGUGAUGAAUUUGAAUUAUUACCAAAGUGGCUUUCAUUCCUCAAGGGAAUUGUAGAUGCUGAUGAUAUGCCUUUAAAUGUAUCUCGUGAAACACUUCAAAGACACCGUAGUCUCCGUGUUAUUACACGUCAUUUAGUGAAGAAGGCUCUAGAGAUGUUUAGCAACUUGAGUCAAAGAGAUCCCAAAGCUUAUGCUAAAUUCUUAGGUCAAUAUAAUAAUAUAUUGAAAUAUGGAGCAAUUGAAGAUCAAGUCUAUCGUAAAAAGAUUACAAGUCUCUUGAGAUUUGCUAGUUCUCAUAACAAGGAACCUUUUUCAAACAGUUUAGAUGAUUAUGUGGAUCGAUGCAAGGCCAAUCAAAAGAGUAUCUAUUUUAUGACAGGCAGUAGUGUCUCAGAAAUUGAACAAUCACCUUUAAUCGAAAGUUUGUUGGCCCGUGGAUAUGAAGUCAUGUAUUUCACAGACCCUAUUGAUGAAUUAUUUGUUGAGAAUGUUCCUGGAUAUAAUGGGAAGCAAUUCGUGAACAUUGCCAAAGGUGAUUUAACUUUCCCUGAAGAUGAAAAAGAUCCUGAAAACGAAAUAGCAUUAGAGACAACAUUUAGACCCUUAACUGAUUGGUUACGAGAUACUUUACAUGAUCGCAUUGAAAAAGCCGUUAUCUCGAAUCGACUUACUACCUCUCCAUUUGCUAUUGUUGCUUCUGCAACAGGGCUUAGUGGCCAUGCACAACGUAUCUUAGACGCUCAAGGUGCUAGCUAUAAAGAUCCUAAUAUGGCUUUUAUCUUGGAAACUAUGCGAUCACAAAAGAAAAUCUUGGAAAUCAAUCCUAAGCAUCCUGUCAUUACUUCAUUAUUAAAGCAAGUAGAAGAAGAUAGUAUUACAGAUGAAACAACUAAUUUGAUUCAAUUGAUGUAUGAUACAACGGCUAUCCGUAGUGGAUUCCCUGUAGAUGAUAUUACUCAAUUUGCAGGUCGUGUAGAAGGUUUGAUUCGUAAAGCAGUUGGUGUUUCACUUUUAGAAAAAGCUGAAGUGAAUAUUAAGAAAGCUAAGGAAAAGACAGAAGAAGAAAGAAAAGCAGAUGAAGAAUUAAAGAAGACAAAUAUCAUUUACGAUCAAGAAGAAGCGAUUCAUCAUGAUGAGCUUUAAUAAAUAAAUUGUUCAUUUUUAAAUAAAUUAUUAGGCAUUUUUAUAAAACUAA